CCUUGACCCGCCCCUCUCGGUCCGACGUCGCGACUCCUCCUCCUUCCCGCCCCCCUCCUUCGGCCCUCCUCGCCGUUCGCUGGUUUGCUACGUUCGCUGCUUGCCUGCCUGCUUCGCCAUGAUGAAAACAUUCGCCCGUCGUUAUCGUUGUUCCGUCCUUGUGGGUUCGGUUAGAUUAAAUUCUCUCUCUUGUAUCGAACGUCGAAAUAGUUACGCAGUAUGCAAUUGAAACAAGUAAAACGACAGAUAGGUUUACUUACAUAGUGUUUUGUAUUCUUGUCUCGUCUAUUAACAAAGUUAAGUACGUCGUCUAAACGACUAAACGUAUAAUCGCGCUGUGCUGCUUUGACCUGGUGUGGUGCGCGGGUGGUGCAAUAUAUUAAAAUACUACGUCCAAAUGCCCAAAAGAUUUUCCACUGGUUACUCCAUGUUGUGGAUUCGUCGCAAUAACUUUGCUUCUCGUGAAAGAAGUUCGUGGUGACGAUAAACACCGUGUCGUGGAACGGAGGAAAGAAAAAAAGUGAGUCGGCUGCGACGAGGAACUAUUAGCAAUUCUUGUUAUCUGACAGGCAGUAACUCGUCGAUAUUACCGGCUCAACGCAAAGAAACUUACUUAGGAUUGUAUAAUAAAAGAAAUAGAAAAGGGGUAAAGGAGUAGAAGAAAAAAAAAAAGUACUCCGUAUUAAAGUAACAAAAGAAGUGUCAAAUAUGGAACGAGAAUCCAAUCCCAUGCAAGCCUUGUGCCGUAGCGGCUGUGGGUUCUAUGGAUCUCCUGCUACCGACGGUCUCUGCUCUUUGUGCUACAAAGAAAACCUUAAGAAGAAACAACAGCCACCAGUCUCCGCUGCAUCUCCACCAACCUCCUCACCAACCUCACAAACCGCUUCCAGUAACGCUGGUACGUUGCAGACCGGAUUCGCGAGUCCUGCGUCAACGGGGACGACCGCCCAACCAACCAUUCCCACGAUUCCUCAGCCUACAAAUGACCUGCCCAGUCCGAAGGAGGUGAGCAGAGAAGAUCAGGAAGGAGAAGCUGGUGCAAGUAGUGGGGCUGCGGAAGGUUCGGUCAGUAGUGGGGAUGCUGAUGAUAGUUUUGAUGGCAAGGAGAGUGACAAAGAAUCCAAAAAGAAGAAAAAUCGUUGUGCUGUUUGUCGCAAGAAAGUGGGCCUGACCGGAUUUGAGUGCCGCUGUGGAGGACUGUUUUGCUCCGUGCAUCGAUACAGUGACAAGCACGACUGCAAAUUCGAUUACAGAGAAAUGGGUGCCCAAGAGAUUCGGCGUAACAAUCCAGUUGUUGUUGGUGAAAAAGUGCAAAAAAUUUGAACUAUUUAGUGUGUAGUCAUUGGGAAAAUGGUUAUAUAACUAUAUAAACAAACAAAAGAAAAAAUAUAAAACACGGAGAAAACGAGAUAUAAAUUAUCUGGCAGCUGAUUGCACAUUGUGGAAUGAAUGGAAGACAAAAGAACAAAUUCAAAUUUAGAUGAUAGUGCCAUGUCAGAGGUUGUCAUCUAGUGUGAAUUUAAUACGAGAAAAUAUCUGGUUAUUAACUGCUGCCAGCUUACUACUACUAUUACCUAUUAUUAUCUUUAUGGUUAUUACGAUUUAUCAUUAUUAUUCUAUAUUAUGUUUAUUAAUUUACUUAAAGGCAAAAUUUGUAAAAGAAAAAAAAAAGAAUUCCUUGUAUGUAUUUUAAGUAGAGGCGGAAUUCCUGGUGCAGUCAGUCAGUCAGUCCAAAAUAUCUUAGUUAAUGAACCGAUCGAAACUACAAAAAUUAACACGUAGCGAUUUGUUUCUAUAUUGAAAGGGAAUGUUAUUUAGAUGAUGACUGACGUUGAUGGGUGAUCACAAUUCUAGGUUAAUAUUAGUCUAAUAAUUAUUAAGUAUAUUAGAUGAUUGAUUCAUAAAUAAUGCAAUGAAGUAUAAGUAGUACUGUGUGUUUAUGUCCAAUCUCACAAGAAUAUAACGAGCAUUAUUACUCAUUAAAUAUUGUUUGAAUUUA
Diprion similis is the source of this 1999-nucleotide messenger RNA. RefSeq names its product AN1-type zinc finger protein 5 (gene drn). The transcript has 4 exons. The record is from RefSeq and is a predicted model, not a curated record. Gene Ontology annotation, molecular function: DNA binding; zinc ion binding. Lineage: Eukaryota; Metazoa; Arthropoda; Insecta; Hymenoptera; Diprionidae. Bases 709 to 1323 code for a protein of 204 amino acids.